ACAUCCUAGCCAAUCAUUUUGUGAGAAAUAGUUAUUAAAAACGAUUGCCACAUCUUCCUAAUCAGUGCUGACGUCGGGUAUUUCGGUGUUGUUCGGGCUAGCAGUCGCGGGAAAAGGAACAUCUUGAAACGCAAAGGAUGAAUCGCGCCUUCCUGUGUCUUCUCUUCGUAGUGGUGUGGUUUCCGCCACAGACGGACGGUAAUGACUCGGACGACUUGAAGCAGUCGGGUGGGGGCGCGGCAGAACAGGGCGGAGACGGAGCCGCGGAAAAGGCCGAACACAAUGCGAAAAUGAUAGAAAUUCUGAAAGACGUGAAGAGUAUGCUAAUCGUCUGCUCUAAAAUGAACAGCAUGAAUGAAAAUGGCAAAUUGGAGGGCAAAGGAAGCGACAAUGAGGGUGAAGUGGCUAAUGAUUUACCAUUUUUUGCUGGAAAAAAGCGCAGGGAAGACUACGAUUUUGAAACUAAUGAACACCCGCACACGCACACGGAAAUUAAUCUAUUACUUUCCAAGAACGGACGCCUAGAUAACAACUUAGUAAACGAAUUGUUGAAGCAGUUUAGAAAGGAAAGCGAAGCGCACUCGGCGGAUGAGGAGACGCCUGGUGUAGUCGUCCCAACAUCCAUUAAUUCAAACUCCGAUGGACAGUCUAAAACUGACGUCGUUGAAAAAUAUUCUAACCAGUCUGACCCCGAAAAGCAUUCCGAUAAAGAUUCUGACCACGACAAAGAUGGAAAAGAAGGAAAACGAGACUACACCACGCCGGGUUCACCCACUGAAUCGCCCGCUGUCAAGGUGAACGAUAAAAUGAUGGAUCUGCUCCACGACAUGAUGGCGUUUUUCAAGGGCCGCAUUAGGCGCAGUGUGAAGGUCAAGGACGACGAGGCGAUGGAACAGCUCCAGAAGUUGCUCACGUUGCUGACCGACACCUCUCGCCUGCUGCUGGACGCGUGUGACAGUCUCAAAGUGAUGGUCUACUUGAUGGUCAUGAAACCAUGACCACUUGCCCUGUGAACCACCUUGGCCCCGUGAGCCACCUUCACCUCUGAACGUUUUGACUGGCUGAAGUGAGCUGGCCGAUUAUGAAGUACAUCAGCGACAGAAGCCGAUUUUUUACCGAACUCCGAUCAUCGAUUCAUCACUUCAUCUACAUCAUGUUUUUACUGCGAUCGAUUAUUUAAUUUAUUCCACUGCCUCAUUACUCAAUGCUGCAUUAAAUCAUCUUCAUAAGCCUAA
Molecule: messenger RNA, 1235 nt
Organism: Gigantopelta aegis
Lineage: Eukaryota; Metazoa; Mollusca; Gastropoda; Neomphalida; Peltospiridae
Product: general transcription factor IIF subunit 1-like
Exons: 3
Coding region: 138-998 (286 amino acids)
Source: RefSeq, a predicted model, not a curated record